This is a messenger RNA of Ostreobium quekettii, 402 nucleotides long. The record is from the annotation of a GenBank genome assembly. NCBI's taxonomy places the organism in Eukaryota, Viridiplantae, Chlorophyta, Ulvophyceae, Bryopsidales, Ostreobiaceae.
AUGACGUCACCUCGGCGGCUGCAGCUGGGACGACAACGACGUCAGGGGCACGUAAACGACGUUCAUCACCCUCUUGAUGCUCAAGGCGCCUCCCUCGCCCUUGUCCACAAGCGUGAGGACCUGCUGCUUGCCCUGCUGGCCCACAGGGACCAGCAUGCGGCCUCCCACGCUAAGUUGUGCGACCAGGUUCUGCGGCAGCUGCGACACAGCACCAGAGGUUGCAGCCUGCCGGCGCAAGGGGGCGCCUUGCGUGGGAAAUACGGAAAUCAAUACGAAAUAGAAGACAAAUGCAAACAAUUGCGCACAAUUUUGAUUCAAGCUUUGGUUCUAGGCAUCAUGGCCUUCGUGGAUUUUGAGAUGCCACUCAUGUGCCACUUUAUUAAGCAGGAGCAGAGCGAGUGA